Messenger RNA from Cynara cardunculus var. scolymus (artichoke), 1650 nucleotides. Its product is annotated as NASP-related protein sim3. The record is from RefSeq and is a predicted model, not a curated record. NCBI's taxonomy places the organism in Eukaryota, Viridiplantae, Streptophyta, Magnoliopsida, Asterales, Asteraceae. The transcript is spliced from 6 exons. Bases 60 to 1478 code for a protein of 472 amino acids. Gene Ontology annotation, cellular component: nucleoplasm. Gene Ontology annotation, biological process: CENP-A containing chromatin assembly; DNA replication-dependent chromatin assembly. Gene Ontology annotation, molecular function: histone binding.
AAGCACAACGCCAUUCAUUUUCAAUUCGAAGGGUUUUCGUUUCCAUUUCCCAUUCAUCAAUGGCGGACGAAGCUCCGACUUCACAGAAUCUUGCACCAAACGUCGACGAAGCGCCAGCUUCUGUUGAUGCCACCAUCGAUUCGACUGGUGGCGGUGGCACAAUGUCUUCCUGCAACAACAAUAAUGUCGCAGAAACAUCUGGUCUGACGUCUGACGGAGAAAUGGACAAGUCACUCGAGUACGCAGAUGAGUUGAUGGAAAGAGGAUCGAAGGCUAACAAGGAACAAGACUAUAGCGAAGCUACUGAUUGCUUCAGUCGUGCCCUAGAAAUCAGGGUUGCACAUUAUGGAGAGCUUGCACCUGAAUGUGUGAGAUCCUAUUAUAAAUAUGGAUGUGCACUCCUGUAUAAAGCUCAAGAGGAAGCCGAUCCAUUAGUUUCAGGUGCUGUGGCCAAGAAAGACGUCGGUUCCGAGCAUGAUUCUGAAAAAGGAUCCGCUAAGGGUGCUGAAAGUGUGGAAACUUCUGUUUCAAGUAAUGCUAAAGAAGGGACUUCAAAUAUUCAAGAAGUUCCAGAAGAUGGUGGUGGUGAGGAAGACCAGGAAGAAGAUGAUGAUGGAAGUGAUGCUGAUGAUGCUGGAGCGGAUGAGGAUGAAUCUGACCUGGAUUUAGCAUGGAAAAUGCUUGAUGUUGCCAGGGCAAUUGCUGAAAAACAAGCAGGUGACUCGAUGGAGAAAGUAGACAUUCUUUCAUCUUUGGCAGAGGUAGCUUUGGAGAGAGAGGAUGUUGAAACCUCCCUCAGCGAUUAUCUGAAAGCAUUAUCAAUGUUGGAACGCCUGGCUGAACCAGACAGUCGUCAUAUAGCUGAACUAAAUUUCAGGAUAUGUUUAUGUCUAGAAAUUGGUUCGAAGGGUCAGGAAGCAAUCCCUUACUGCGAAAAGGCAAUUUCAGUUUGCAAGUCUCGUUUGCAGCGACUCACAAGCGAAAUAGAGAGUUCCUCUAUGGUGUCCGCCAAUCCUGAAGCAGCUGUCCUUGGCCGACAAGCGUCCAACGCUUCACAAACCACCAAUCAUGUUUCUGAUAAAGAAAAAGAGAUCGAGAUUCUCACCGGUCUAUCUACUGAACUGGAAAAGAAGCUUGAAGAUCUCCAGCAGAUUGUUUCAAACCCAUCAUCUAUACUAUCUGAUAUACUGGGAAUGAUAGCUGCCAAGGAGAAAGGCGGACAGACUUCCGCUGCUGCUGGAUUGAGUUCUUCACGGCUCGAGACCGCUAACAGCUCUGGAUUCGAGUCUCCUACUGUUUCUACAGCUCACACUAAUGGUGGUAGUAGUGCCGUCACACAUCUAGGGGUCGUGGGGCGGGGAGUCAAGCGGGUGUCGAUGAGUUCAGCCGCUACAGAGUCUAAUCCGGCAAAAAAGCCUGCCACGGAUCCAUCGGCAGAUAACGGUGGCAGCGGCAACGGCAACGGCAACGCUGCUUGAAGGUUUCGGCUUAUAGGGUUAGGUACUUCAUAUAUUCUAUGAUUCCUGUUAACUCUGAAACAUUUGCUCCCCCUUUGCUCAUUGAAUCUUAUGUGAGAUGCAUGAGUAGUAUCAAUGAAGGUCUGAUGAAAACAACUUUUCUAUUAUUUUAGUAACGGAAACAACUUCUCUA